Messenger RNA from Thlaspi arvense, 1596 nucleotides. NCBI's taxonomy places the organism in Eukaryota, Viridiplantae, Streptophyta, Magnoliopsida, Brassicales, Brassicaceae. The record is from the annotation of a GenBank genome assembly.
AUGCUAGGGCUAGCUCGGGGAGAGAGAAGAGAGAGAGAGAGCCUUCUGAUGGUGGGAAGGAAGAACCCCAACUCGACUCCUAUUUUUGAGUUCAUUGUGAGUAGAAAUCAUGCCUCCGAGCACAGACUUUUCUCGGUGGUGGCGAAGGACACCAGACAGGGAACUCCGGUGAUAGUCACGAUGGAGAAUCCAAACUACUCCGUCGUCGAAAUUGACGGCCCUGACGUCGCAUUCAGGCCGGUGGACAAGGAGAGGGCAAAAAUGCGAAGCAAUUCACAUGGGUCUUGCUUCUCAAGGCUCACCGGCGUGGGUUUUCCUCGCCUGGCUCGGCAAUUUCCUCUGGGAACUGCUCGGCACCGUCAAGAAAAGGUUAAUUCUCGGCCAAGGGUGUGGGCAAUGGAGAACGAAAAAUCUGGCAAGGGAAAGUUACUGUACAGGGUCAUUCUGGGCUUCUUAGUCACCGCCUUGGCGUUUCUGGCCUUUGAAGUUGUUGCUCACUUCAAUGGCUGGCAGCUUGGAGAUUCAGGGUGGCUUCAUGGUGUGUAUUAUAUUGGCUGGAGUUUCGCUCAAGAGAUACAUGCUCCUCUGCUUCAAGCUCUUUCUAGGUUCUGCGUCGUUCUAUUCCUGAUUCAGUCCGCCGACAGGCUGAUACUUUGCUUAGGCUGCUUCUGGAUCAAGUACAAAAAGAUUAAACCACAAUUCUCAGGGAUCCCUUUAAGUCUGAGGAUUUGGAGGGUUCAGGGCAUGACUAUCCUAUGGUUCUUGUCCAGAUUCCAAUGUGUAAUGAGAGAGAGGCAAGUAUACGAACAAUCAAUCUCAGCGUUUCUUGACGACUCUGAUGAUGAAAGCAUUCAGUGGUUGAUCAGGGGAGAGGUCUCAAAGUGGAGCCAGAAGGGUGUCAACAUCAUCUACAGGCAUCGAUUGGUUAGAACUGGCUAUAAAGCUGGAAACCUUAAGUCUGCCAUGAAUUGCGAUUAUGAUAAUCCUGAAUUAGGAUUAGUUCAGGCCAGAUGGGCUUUUUGUGAACAAGGACGAAAAUCUUUUAACGCGCCUACAAAACAUAAUUUGUGCUUCCACUUUGAGGUGGAGCAGCAGGUUAAUGGGGUCUUUCUAAGCUUCUUUGGUGUAUGGAGAAUCAGAGCACUGGAAGAGUCUGGUGGUUGGCUCGAGAGGACAACUGUAGAGGAUAUGGAUAUAGCUGUUCGUGCUCAUCUCAAUGGCUGGAAAUUUAUUUUCCUCAAUGAUGUGAAGUUCCAGAAUCUUAUGCAGCUUAUAAGAAACAGCAACACCGUGCAUUCUGGUCCCAUGCAACUCUUUCGCCUAUGCCUUCCAGAUAUCAUCACUUCUAAGAUAUCAUUUUGGAAGAAAGCAAACUUGAUACUACUCUUCUUUCUCUUGAGGAAACUCGUUCUGCCAUUCUAUUCUUUCACAUUGUUUUGCAUCAUCCUUCCUCUAACCAUGUUUGUUCCGAAGCCGAGAUACCUCUCUGUGGUUUGUUAUGUUCCUGUUUUCAUGUCAUUCUUGAGUAUUCUUCCUACACCUAGAUCCGUCCCAUUUAUUGCCCAUACCUUCUGUUUGAGAACACGAUGUCUGUGA